Molecule: messenger RNA, 1027 nt
Organism: Priapulus caudatus
Lineage: Eukaryota; Metazoa; Priapulida; Priapulimorpha; Priapulimorphida; Priapulidae
Product: glyoxylate reductase/hydroxypyruvate reductase-like
Exons: 8
Coding region: 216-827 (203 amino acids)
Cellular component (GO): cytosol
Molecular function (GO): glyoxylate reductase (NADPH) activity; hydroxypyruvate reductase [NAD(P)H] activity; NAD binding
Source: RefSeq, a predicted model, not a curated record
UUGUUGAUAGACAAGUAGGUUUCAAUGCUUAGGGGCUACUAUAUCGAACCUGUAUCUGUUGCACACGAGGAAAUCAUGCUAAUAAUUAUUAUCAGGAGAUAUGACAUCUGCACUGUACAGUGUGUGCUGAAGAAGCGCAACUAAUCGUGGGAAGUUUGGCAUUCAACGCACAACGCUGUCUUCACUUCACCAACGCACAAGUGAACACAAUAACAAUGGAGAGUAAAACAGCAAACCUUAUAAAGCCUACAGUAUUCGUCACUGGUACUGUACCAAGAAUUGGUGUUGAACUUCUUGAAGCAGGUGGGUGCACAGUGAGUCAGUGGUCUUCCGAUGUCGUCAUACCUCGCCAAGAGUUCCUUGGACGUGUGAAGGGAAUCGAUGCUUUAUUCUGCAAAUUAACGGAAAAAAUCGAUGCCGAACUAUUAGAUGCAGCUGGACCACAGCUACGAGUAAUAGGAACUAUGUCUGUUGGCUAUGAACAUAUUGAUUUGAAGGAAAUCAAAAAUAGGAAAAUUGUGUUAGGCUAUACACCAGAUGUUUUGACAGAUGCAACAGCAGAACUCACUGUUGCUAUACUACUUGCUUCUGCGCGUAGGAUUUUAGAGGCAGCACAUGAGGUUAAAAGUGGUGGCUGGGGAAGCUGGCAACCUCUGUGGAUGUGCGGUAAAGGAUUAAAAGAAUCUACUGUUGGCGUAGUUGGAGCUGGAAGGAUAGGUCAAGGCGUCAUAGAUCGGUUGAAGCCUUUCAAGGUAUCGAAAUUCCUUUACUGCAAUAGGAAUAGGAAUUCAGAAGUGGAAGCAAAGGGGCCGAGCACGUGCCACUGAACAGACUUAUGAAGGAGUCUGACUUUGUGGUCGCCUGCUGUGCGUCAACACCAGAAACCCAUAAGAUGUUCAACAGAGAAGCAUUCGCACAGAUGAAGUCUGAUGCAGUCUUCGUGAACACCAGCCGUAGCAAUUCGCAAGAAGAUGUACGAUUACAAGUCAAUGAAAACUGAGUGCAAAUCUCCAGUGAAGACUUUCUG